Messenger RNA from Xiphias gladius (swordfish), 4135 nucleotides. It is a transcript of the gene tyk2, whose product is annotated as tyrosine kinase 2. The transcript has 24 exons. The record is from RefSeq and is a predicted model, not a curated record. Gene Ontology annotation, molecular function: non-membrane spanning protein tyrosine kinase activity; ATP binding; cytokine receptor binding. NCBI's taxonomy places the organism in Eukaryota, Metazoa, Chordata, Actinopteri, Istiophoriformes, Xiphiidae. Gene Ontology annotation, cellular component: cytoskeleton; cytosol; membrane. Gene Ontology annotation, biological process: cell differentiation; cytokine-mediated signaling pathway; intracellular signal transduction. The coding region runs from base 143 to 3661 and encodes 1172 amino acids.
AAGUAGACGACGACGUGGGGGGGGGGGUGGGGAGUACGCAUACAAGAUUACAAAUCCGGAUUUUCAGUUACUCUUGCCGAGACAUAUUUUCAUGUAACAUCGUCACAAACUUGCCGUUAAAUGUGAGUUAGCUUUUCCCACCAUGUCUAGAAUUAGGUGGCCCAAGCGUUCAAGGCCAGGGGCAUGUCCAGGCCAGAGUGAACCUCCCCAGGGUCAAGGCAUCCAUGUUUUCCUCUUCUGGACAAAGGAAGGGGAGAGAUAUUUGUCCAACACAAGUGGAGAGGUCACAGCAGAGGAGCUGUGCAUCUCAGCUGCUGAGGCUGUAGGGAUAACACCGCUGUGCCAUGUGUUGUUUGCUCUCUACAACCCACAAUCACACUUAUGGUACAGUCCAAACCAUAUUUUCAGUCUGGAGGAGAACUCCAGCCUAGUACUUCACUAUUGUAUGAGGUUUUACUUCCGGAAUUGGCACGGACUAAAUGAGGAGCAGCCAACUGUGUCCCGUUAUCGUCUCAGAUCUGGGACAGAUCAGGGGGGUUCCCCUCUGCUUGAAAUCACAUCCUUGGAGUAUUUAUUCUCUCAGGCCAAAUACGAAUUUGUGAAUGAAGUAGUGCAGAUGGAAGACGUUCAGUCGGAGGAGGAGCUAAGUCGCUUCAAAAAUGAGAGCUUGGGGAUGGCUGUGCUUCACCUCUCACACCAAGCAAUGCAGACAGGCUGUACCUUACAAGACGUUGCCGAGAAAGUCAGCUUCCUAGGCUGCAUUCCAAGGUCUUUCUCCAAACACAUUUCCAAAGACAACUUCCUGACUAAAAUCAGGAUCCAACGGGUGUUUGCAGACUUUGUGCGGACCUUCCAGCAGCACACUGUGGAUAAGGGCCGGCUGGGCACCCAGGAGAUCAUGUAUAAGUACAUCUCUACUCUCGAACACUUGGCCCCACGUUUUGGCACAGAGACCUUCCCUGUAUCCCACCUGGAGCUGAGGCAGGAUGGGGAUGGAAGUAGCCCUUACUCCAACACCACCCAUGCACAGGGUGUCUCAAAAGACAACUUCACAGCUCCCGCCACACAUGAAAUAAUGGUGUCUGGCACCAAGGGGAUUCAAUGGAGGAAGGUGUCCGUUCAGAAGGCGCAGGCAAACACGUACCUCAGGAAUGACCACAUGACCUACAUGAGGAAAACAAAACACCAGCCCAGCCAGCCAAAUGUGAACACUCCCAACAAGCUGACCACCUUCUGUGAUUUCCCUGAAAUAACUCACAUAGCCAUUACUGGAGCUAAUGUGUGCAUUAGCACUCAGGACAAUCACUGCAUGGAGGUUCAGAUGAACUCAAGCCAGGAGGCCCAUUCCUUCAUCUCCCUCCUGGAUGGAUACUACCGGCUGACUGCAGACGCCCACCACUAUCUUUGUCAUGAAGUGGCUCCCCCAAGGGUAGUGCUAAGUGAAGCAAAUGGACUCCAUGGGCCUAUGCACGAUGAUUUUGUGCUGCUGAAGCUGAAAAAGGAGGCAGCAGAGGAGGGAGCUUUCCUUGUACGUUGGAGUGCUCUUGACUAUCGCCGCAUCAUCCUAGCAGUGCUAAACAAAAAUAAUAAUGGAUCGACGCCAAGCCACAAGCAGUUUCGGAUUCAGCAGCAGGGUUCAGUGUUCUGUCUGGAGGGCUGGGACCGAGAAUUCUCCAGUGUGAAGGAGCUCACAGACAGCCUCAAGACCUUUGUACUCAAGUCUGGAUCAGACAGCUUUACUGUCAAAAAGUGCUGUUUGCCAAGACAAGCAGAGCAAUCUAACCUUCUGGUGAUGAGGCAAGGUGUCGAUCACCAAGAUCACACUGACUCCUUGUCCCUGAACAUGACCCAGCUACGCUUCCACCAGAUUAAGGACAGAGAGAUUGUACAGGAACAGCAUCUGGGCCGUGGGACCAGAACUAACAUCUAUUCAGGCCGUCUUCUGGUGCGGGGGCAAGGAGACGACGAUGAUGACGAGUUCAAUAACAACUUCGCUGACCGCAAAGGGAUCCGAGUGGUUCUCAAGAUUCUAGACCAAAGCCAUAAAGAUAUUGCACUAGCAUUUUUUGAAACUGCAAGUCUCAUGAGCCAGGUGUCCCACAGUCAUCUGGUGUUUGUGCACGGUGUGUCUGUCAAAGGAUCUGAAAACAUUAUGGUGGAAGAAUUUGUGGAGUUUGGGCCUUUGGAUGUUUUCCUUCGCAGAGAAAAGGCAUCAGUGACUCCUCAGUGGAAAUUUAUUGUCGCAAAACAGCUCGCCAGUGCACUCAGCUAUCUUGAGACCAAACGGCUGGUUCAUGGAAAUGUCUGUGCCAAGAACAUUCUGGUGGCAAGGCGAGGCCUUGAGCAUGGUACUAUUCCUUUUAUCAAGCUGAGUGACCCAGGAAUUGCCCUGAGUGUGCUUUCACGGGAAGAGCGUCUUGAGCGUAUCCCGUGGAUUGCCCCCGAGUGUGUCGACAGCGGUGCACCAAUCGGCAAUGCAGCUGAUCAGUGGAGCUUUGGUGUCACACUGCUCGAAAUCUGCAACAACGGCGAUGUUCCCAUGAGUGGCAGUGCAUUGUCAAAGAAAGAGCGCUUCUAUCAGCAAAAGGGCCGCUUAGCUGAACCAUCCUCCCAGGAACUGGCCAGCUUCAUCAGCAUGUGUUUGACCUACGAGCCUGUGGAGAGGCCUUCGUUCCGCACUGUGCUCAGAGAGCUCACAGAAAUCAUGAUCAAAAAUCCUGAUAUAUCUCCCAGCGAAACUCUCCCUGACACGGACCCUAGCGUGUUCCAUAAACGCUAUCUGAAAGAGAUUCGGGACUUGGGAGAGGGUCACUUUGGAAAGGUGACUCUCUACCUGUAUGACCCAGCCAACGAUGGGACUGGAGAGCGCGUGGCAGUGAAGGCUUUGAAACAAGAGAAUGGUCAUGUGCCUGAUGGCUGGAUGAAGGAGAUUGAGAUCCUGAAGUCUCUUUAUCACAGCAACAUUGUCAAGUACAAGGGCUGUUGUACAGAACUGGGAGGACAAGUGGUGCAGCUAAUAAUGGAGUACCUUCCUCUGGGGAGUCUGCGAGAGUACCUUCCCAAGCGUAAACUGGGUAUGCCCCAGUGCCUCAUGUUUGCUCAGCAGAUCUGUCAGGGGAUGGAGUACUUACACUCAAAACGAUACAUCCAUCGAGACCUAGCUGCCCGUAACGUCUUAGUGGAAAAUGACGGUUUGGUGAAGAUUGGAGACUUUGGCCUGACGAAAUACAUCCCUGAAGGCGAAAUCUACUAUCGUGUCCGUGAGGAUGGGGACAGUCCGGUGUUCUGGUAUGCCAUUGAAUGCCUGAAGGAGAGUAAAUUUUCCUUUUCGUCUGACAUUUGGUCUUUUGGUGUUACUUUGUAUGAGAUCCUUACCCGCUGUGACCAACGCCAAAGCCCUCCAACUAAGUUCUUUGAAAUGAUGGAGGCAACCCAAGGGCAGAUGACUGUGUUGGUACUCAUUAAACUGUUGGAGAAACAGCUGCGAUUGCCUUGUCCCAAAGAAUGCCCACAUGAGGUGAAAAUGUUGAUGGAACAGUGUUGGGCUGCAGAGCCCGCACAACGGCCAUCAUUCAGAUCCCUCAUUGAAAAGUUGGAUGCUAUUCGACGAACAUAUGACUGGCAGUCAAGUAUAAACUUUUCCCUGGCUCAGAUUUGCUGAUGAACUCAUUGAAGAUCUUCUUGUCUACAUUUCAUCACUCUGUCACUAUGGCAACCAUAUAUUACAGGAUAGCCACUAGUGUGUUGCCACCUCCAUUUACAUUUAUGUCUUUAUAGGCUUCUUUUUGAUAAAAGCACACUGCUAUCCUCUCAUAUGUGAUAAUAACAUCAUAAUAAACUCAAUGGAUGUUUAUGUAUUUACUUCCUGCUUGAUGAGCUGGACUUCAUAGGGAAAGGCGAUGGUUUUUGGUAGUCAGCUUUUGUCUAUAAAAACUUAUAAGUUUGCAUCUAUCACAGUAAGUAUUAAAAAAGGUCUGUAAGGUAAAAAGAUUACUAUCUGUCAUUAUAUGUUUAAUUUCUGUACAUUUUUCAGUGUAUGUUAACUUUACAUUUUAUUUUGUAUAAACUAAAAGAACAAAUUCAAAAUCUAAUAAACCAUUUUUCACGUCCUUUCUUUAAAGACUGAAACAGACCG